This is a messenger RNA of Mytilus trossulus (common blue mussel), 1245 nucleotides long. RefSeq names its product 4-galactosyl-N-acetylglucosaminide 3-alpha-L-fucosyltransferase FUT6-like. Bases 16 to 1245 code for a protein of 409 amino acids. Gene Ontology annotation, molecular function: fucosyltransferase activity. The transcript has 3 exons. Gene Ontology annotation, cellular component: membrane. Lineage: Eukaryota; Metazoa; Mollusca; Bivalvia; Mytilida; Mytilidae. The record is from RefSeq and is a predicted model, not a curated record.
UUGGACCAUACGCGUAUGGUCAUGACCAUAUGCGUAUACUCAUAUGGUCCGACCAUACGCGUAUGGUCCGACCGUACGCGUAUGGUCGGACCAUAUGAGUAUUAUACUCGUUUGGUUAUUAACGGGCCGGACCAUAUGAGUGCUAAACUAUAUGGGGGAAAAUCAAAGAAUGUGUACAAAGGUGUUCUAGCCUUUUUAUUUUUAAUAUGGAUGAUAUGGACGUUAGGACAUAUAAAAGAUUUUGAAAGAAUAGAUUUAAAUAAUAUCAAGACACAACCUCGAGUUUCAAGACCUCGUGAUUCGGAAAAAAAUUUCACUAUAUUAUUUUAUGCAAAACCUUCUUGGUUUAAUCCAAAAAGAGAUAAUUUUGAUAGAUGUUACUACAGAAAUUGUGAAUUUACAGUAGACAAAAUGCUUUUUUCCAAAAGUGAGGCUGUCAUCUUUCAUCAUAAUUCUUUCGCAACAUUGCCUGACAAGCCAAAUGGUCAAGUAUGGAUAUUUGUUACUCUCGAGAGUCCAUAUCAUACUAGUAACAAUUUUAAAACUGACAAAUUGAAGAUGAAAUUUAAUUGGACACAAUCGUAUCGAAAAGAUUCAGAUGGAUUUUCACCGUAUGCAGUUCUGAGGAAACAGCUUAAAAAUCCAGUAACAAAUUACACUGCUAUAUUCACGAAUAAAACAAAAAACAUUGCUUGGGUCGUUAGCCAUUGUCGAACUCAAUCAAAGAGAGAAGCCUAUGUAAAAGAACUGGUGAAAUAUAUUGAUGUUGAUAUUUAUGGAAGUUGUGGGAAACCUUGCCCAUCCAAAAACAAUGAAGAUUGUAAAUCUAUUUUGAGUAAAACUCACAAAUUUUAUCUUUCUUUUGAAAAUUCAUUAUGCAAGGACUAUUUGACUGAAAAAAUAUUUACACUGUACAGAAAUGAUAUGAACUUUAUUCCAAUUGUUCGCGGUGCACCUAAUGCAGGAGACUAUUUGCCACCAAACACAUAUGUCUCAACAUCUGAGUUUAAGUCACCCCAGCAGCUAGCGGCUUUUCUAAAGGAGAUCAGAAACAAUAAAACACGUUAUAUUUCAUAUUUGAAAGAAAAAGACAAAUAUUUUGAUGAUGGAUCUGGAGGGUUAAGCCUGGGAUUUUGUGACAUAUGUUAUCAUAUGAAUGUUAGACAUCAAAAGCCUAAAAUUAUUGAUAUCAACAAGUGGUUAUGGGAAAAUCAGUGUCAUAAUCCAAAUGACCUGCACACUUAA